Molecule: messenger RNA, 483 nt
Organism: Psammomys obesus (fat sand rat)
Lineage: Eukaryota; Metazoa; Chordata; Mammalia; Rodentia; Muridae
Product: 60S ribosomal protein L27a-like
Exons: 1
Coding region: 1-483 (160 amino acids)
Cellular component (GO): cytosolic large ribosomal subunit
Molecular function (GO): structural constituent of ribosome
Source: RefSeq, a predicted model, not a curated record
AUGAAGCCCCUUAACUCUUUCCCUUCUGCCACCGCCACGCCAUCCACACUGAGGAAGCGCAGUCAACUUUGGGACUACAUAAGCCAUGGUCUCAGGACUCACUGCAAGACCCAGGAGGCCACAGAAGGCUGGCAGCAUGCGUCACCACAGGAGCAACUUCGACAAGAAUCAUCCACGUUACUUUGGGGAAAUUGGUGUGAGGCAUUACCACUUAAAGAGGAACCAGAGCUUCUCCUCAACUCUCAACCUGGAAAAAUUGUGGUUCUGGUCAGUGAGCAGACAUGGGUCAAUGCUGAAAAACAAAACAAAACAAGGCAAGCGCUGCUCCCAUCAGUGACGUUGUUUGUGUGGUCAGGGCGCUCCACCAUUCUGGGGAAGGGCCCGUUCCCUAUGCAGCUUGUCACCGUAAAGGCCAGAGUCUUCAGCAGAGGAGCUGAAGGGAAGAUCACGGCUGUCGGAGGUGCCUGUGACCUGAUGGCUUGA